UAAUUUUUUAAAAUGUUUAUUAUAAAUAGGUUGUCAAAAUUAAACAAAAAAAGUUUUAUAUUUAAAAAUUUAUCUACAAAACCAACUCAAGAACAAGCUCAAGAAUUAGUCAAUGUUGAAAGACUAACAAAUGAUGAUAAAGGUAUUGUAGUCAUAGGUCUCAAUAGACCAGGGUCAAAAAAUGCAAUUAAUAAGUAUAUGAUAGAUCAGUUACUUAAUACUUUUAGAAAAUUGUACAAUGACAAUGAUACAAGAGUAGUGAUUUUUCGAAGUCUUGUAAAUGGAAUAUUUUGUGCUGGAGCAGAUUUAAAAGAACGUUUAAAAUUACCAUCUUCUGAUGUUGGAAAGCGUGUAACAGAAAUACGUAAUUUAGCUAAUAUUAUAGAAAAUGUACCUGUUCCUGUUAUUGCAGCUGUUGAUGGUGCUGCAUUAGGUGGAGGUUUUGAAUUGGCUUUAAGUUGUGAUUUUAUUGUAUGUGCUUCAAAUUCCAUUUUUGGAUUAGUAGAAACUAGACUUGGCAUAAUACCUGGUGCUGGUGGCACUCAACGUUUAGCGCGCGCAGUUGGUGGCCCAAUAGCCAAAGAAUUGAUUUAUACUGCCAGACUUUUUAAUGCACAGCAGGCUUUACAAUAUGGAGCUGUAAACAAAGUAAGUGAACAAAAUGAUGAAGGUAUAAGUGCUUAUAAGUGUGCUUUACAAAUUGCUAGAGAGAUUUUACCUAAUGGACCAUUAGCAGUAAAAAUGGCUAAAAAAGCAAUAAGUCAUGGACAACAAGUGGAUAUAAAUAAUGGUUGUGCUAUUGAAGAAUUUUGUUAUAGUCAAGUAAUUCCGACAAAAGAUAGAAUGGAAGGACUCUUGGCAUUUGUAGAAAAACGAAAACCAAAUUACACAGGGUCAUAAACUAAAUCCAUUAUGGUGUUUAUAAUUUUUAUUGUUGAAAACUGGAAUUUUUGUAAUAUAUUUAUAUGAUUCAAU
This is a messenger RNA of Melanaphis sacchari, 975 nucleotides long. RefSeq names its product methylglutaconyl-CoA hydratase, mitochondrial. Lineage: Eukaryota; Metazoa; Arthropoda; Insecta; Hemiptera; Aphididae. Bases 13 to 900 code for a protein of 295 amino acids. Gene Ontology annotation, molecular function: enoyl-CoA hydratase activity. The transcript has a single exon. Gene Ontology annotation, cellular component: mitochondrion. The record is from RefSeq and is a predicted model, not a curated record. Gene Ontology annotation, biological process: fatty acid beta-oxidation.